Sorex araneus (European shrew) is the source of this 506-nucleotide messenger RNA. Its product is annotated as 60S ribosomal protein L26-like. The transcript has a single exon. The record is from RefSeq and is a predicted model, not a curated record. Gene Ontology annotation, biological process: ribosomal large subunit biogenesis; cytoplasmic translation. Gene Ontology annotation, molecular function: RNA binding; structural constituent of ribosome. NCBI's taxonomy places the organism in Eukaryota, Metazoa, Chordata, Mammalia, Eulipotyphla, Soricidae. The coding region runs from base 25 to 462 and encodes 145 amino acids. Gene Ontology annotation, cellular component: ribosome; cytosolic large ribosomal subunit.
AUUGCUGAAGUGGUAACUGCCAAAAUGAAGUUCAAUCCUUUUGUGACUUCUGACCAGAGCAAGAACCGUAAGAGGCAUUUCAAUGCACUUUCCCACAUUCGUAGGAAGAUUAUGUCUUCCCCUCUUUCCAAAGAGCUGAGACAGAAGUACAAUGUGCGAUCCAUGCCCAUCCGGAAGGACGAUGAGGUUCAGGUUGUGAGGGGACACUACAAAGGUCAGCAAAUUGGCAAAAUAGUCCAGGUUUACAGGAAGAAAUAUGUUAUCUACAUUGAACGAGUCCAGCGGGAGAAGGCAAAUGGCACAACUGUCCAUGUGGGCAUUCACCCCAGUAAGGUGGUUAUCACCAGGCUAAAACUGGACAAAGAUCGCAAAAAGAUCCUUGAAUGCAAAGCCAAGUCUCGCCAAGUAGGAAAGGAGAAGGGCAAAUAUAAGGAAGAAACGCUUGAGAAGAUGCAGGAAUAAAGUUAUAUACAACUUGAUUAAAAACUGUAAAAUGAAAAAAAAAA